AUGGAUGCCGCGCCGUCGUUCUACAGCAGCAGCAGCAGCAGCAGCAUCUCGCUGCUGCAGCGCGUCAUCACUGCUGAAGAGCUAGCAGCAGACACAAGAAAGUUUGCAGCUUUUCAGUGGGCCAUAGGCAUUGGGGAGGCGCAGCAGAUCUUGUGCCGCCCCGAGGAGGACGCAGCAGCAGCAACAGCAGCAGCAGCAGACGCCGAGCAGCAGCAGCAAGAGAAACCCACCAUCAAAUUCAGGGGCUGGGAAGCGGUAAGCGAAGUAGCUGCAGCAACAGCAGCAGCAGCAGCAGCAGCAGCAGAAGAGUUUGCCUCGUAG
Molecule: messenger RNA, 321 nt
Organism: Eimeria tenella
Lineage: Eukaryota; Apicomplexa; Conoidasida; Eucoccidiorida; Eimeriidae
Exons: 1
Coding region: 1-321 (106 amino acids)
Source: RefSeq, a predicted model, not a curated record